Dicentrarchus labrax (European seabass) is the source of this 5146-nucleotide messenger RNA. RefSeq names its product ADAM metallopeptidase domain 12b (gene adam12b). The transcript has 23 exons. Gene Ontology annotation, biological process: proteolysis. Gene Ontology annotation, molecular function: metalloendopeptidase activity. Bases 447 to 3374 code for a protein of 975 amino acids. The record is from RefSeq and is a predicted model, not a curated record. NCBI's taxonomy places the organism in Eukaryota, Metazoa, Chordata, Actinopteri, Moronidae.
UUCACUACUCUCCAACAUCCUCUCUCUCAUUCUGGCUUUUCUACCGCUCCUUGCCAUAACCCUAUCACAUGGGCAACACCUCCACACACACACACACACACACACAAAAAACCCUUUAGCUAACACAUGUGUUUGAACGUUUUUCCCCCAGACAGUUGCCCGCCAAACGUCUGGGGUAGGAAGGAAAAGUUUUUGACAGCUUCUUUUUUUAAAUGACAGCCUGCCGCAUCUUGGACUCUUGGUGGUGAAGCUUUUUUUUUUUUUUUUUUUUUUGUCCCUCUUAGCCCCCCAUCUUAAACCCACUAUACAUCUCUGUGAACUGCUUUGACCUGUAUCCUCCAUCCUGUCCCCUGUGUGAAGUGUCUGGUCGUGCUGCAUUAAUAACGCAGUUUGACCGGAGCGCUUUCUCCCCCUCCCCGGCUUCACCCCCACCGAGCCCGGGCAUCAUGAGAACCUGGAGGCGGCGGAAGAACUUUGCCUUUCUGAUCUUCGCUCUCCGCGUCUGGUGCCUGUCCACGGCAACAAAAAAUGCGGACAGCAUGGUUCACAGUAUACAGGAGGGAAGUAGUUCAGACAAGCCUAAACAGCGAGGGGAAGCAACCAAAACAGAGCGCUAUGGGACCACCGUACCGCUGCUGCUGAAGGGCAAGGAGCGCAGACCCCUCUGCCAGCUCCCAGCCGGGAGACAUCCUGCGUCACUCCAGCUGCUGGUACAAGCGGAAGGUGAACAGCUGAUUCUGUUGCUGGAGAAAAAUGAGGGUCUUUUUGCAAGCCAUUACACUGAGACACAUUACCGGGAGGAUGGAAGUGCAGUCACCGGUGCUCACAACUUCACGAAUAACUGCUACUACCAUGGGGAAGUUCAAGAGCAUCCAAACUCUGAUGUCACCCUCAGCACCUGCUCAGGCCUUCGAGGCUUCAUCGCGCUUAAAAACAAGACAUUCAUCAUUGAGCCGGUGUCUGGCCAUGGCAACUGUACCCACUCCAUCUACCGAGUGGAAGAACUCAAACUGACACCAGGAGACUGUGGCCACGGCUUCAACAUGUCCUCUGUUGCCCCUGAAAACCACAUCAAAAACCCCUUCCAAUCCUUCCACACGAGGCAUAAAAGAAAUGCUCAGAAGACAACUAAGUAUGUAGAGCUGAUCAUUGUUGCGGACAACAGAGAGUUUCAGAAACAGGGGAGGGACGUGGAGAAGGUGAAACAGAGACUGGCAGAGAUAGCCAAUUAUGUGGACAAGUUCUACAGGGCCCUGGACAUCCGGGUGGCCCUGGUGGGUCUUGAGGUGUGGAGUGACUCUGAUAAAUGUCCCAUCACCCAGGAUCCCUUCACCACCCUGCACGAGUUCCUAGACUGGAGGAAAGUCAAACUGCUGCCCCAGAAACCUCACGACAAUGCUCAGCUCAUCAGCGGGGUUUACUUCCAGGGUACCACCAUUGGCAUGGCACCCAUUAUGAGCAUGUGCACAGUUGAGCAGUCUGGAGGCAUUGUCAUGGAUCACUCUGAGAACCCACUGGGUGCAGCUGUGACUUUGGCACACGAGCUGGGACACAAUUUUGGCAUGAACCACGACACCCCAGAGCGCGGCUGUGGCUGCAGGAUGACUGUUGAUCGUGGAGGCUGCAUCAUGACCCCCUCCACAGGGUAUCCAUUCCCAACAGUUUUCAGCACAUGCAGUAAGAAGGACCUUGCUGCCAGUCUGGAGAAAGGCGUUGGCAUGUGUUUGUACAACAUGCCCGAAGUCAAGGUGCUCUAUGGUGGCCAGAAGUGCGGCAAUGGUUACGUGGAAGAGGGAGAAGAGUGUGACUGCGGUGAGCCAGAGGAAUGUAUGAACCCAUGCUGCAACGCCACCACAUGCACCCUUAAGGGAGAUGCUGUGUGUGCCCACGGACAGUGCUGUGAAGACUGCAGGCUGAAACCAGCUGGCACCCUGUGUCGAGAGUCCAGCAACUCCUGUGACCUGCCAGAGUUCUGUACUGGUGCCAACCCUCACUGCCCAGCCAACGUUUAUCUGCAUGAUGGGCACGCCUGCCACAUCGUCGAAGGCUACUGCUACAACGGCAUCUGCCAGACUCAUGAGCAACAAUGCAUCACCCUGUGGGGACCAGGAGCCAAGCCUGCCCCUGGGAUAUGCUUUGAGCGAGUCAACUCUGCAGGGGAUCCUUAUGGGAAUUGUGGGAAAGACUCCAAAGGCUCCUUUGCCAAAUGUGAUGCACGGGAUGCAAAGUGUGGUAAAAUUCAGUGCCAGGGAGGAGCCAACCGGCCUGUGAUCGGAACAAAUGCUGUUUCCAUUGAAACCAAUAUCCCGCUACAAGAAGGAGGGCGUAUUCUGUGUCGAGGAACACAUGUUUACCUGGGUGAUGACAUGCCUGAUCCUGGACUGGUUCUGGCUGGUACAAAGUGCGGAGAUGGCAUGGUGUGCCUGAAUCGGCAGUGCCAGAAUGUCAGUGUCUUUGGUGUGCAUGAGUGCUCUGGGAAGUGCAAUGGACGUGGGGUGUGCAACAACAAGAAGAACUGCCACUGUGAAGCACACUGGGCGCCUCCGUUCUGUGAGAAUACAGGCUUCGGUGGGAGUAUUGACAGCGGGCCAAUGAGACUGGCAGAUGUGCGUGUGUGUGCAUUAAUGUGCGUGUUGUCAUAUAUGGCAUCAGCCGACAGUGUGGUCAUUACAGUGGCAAUCCUGGUCACCCUGGUCAGCCUUCUGGUAACCAUCGUGAUCAUCUUUCUGAAGAGGAAGACUCUUCUACGCCUACUCUUCACCAAUAGGAAGAGCACCUUGGAGAAACUCAGAUCUGUGGAGGCCAACAGACCAACCAGCCCCAUCAGGACUCAGUCCCAUUACAGGCCCACACCACAGCGCAAGCCUCCACCCACACCCUCUGGCGUCAACAUUUAUAAGUCGUCUCUCCUGAGUGCGGAGCCACUUCUCCCUCCACACAACUUCCACUCUCACAGCCUGCGCAGACUGCCCCUCUACCAGCCCCUGCACAUCAGCCAGCCCAUGCCGGUAUCUCUGAGCGUGGGUCAGCCCACCCUGCCGCCUCUCCCGGCCCACCACAGGGUCCUGCCCGUCCACACGUCCCUCUCGCCACCUCGAGCGCCACCUUUUCUCAGUCUGCCUCGCCAACAGUCAUCGUACAGGGUGGACCAGGACUUUGAGAAACCCAGGCCACCCCAGAAACCCCUGCCUGCAGACCCACUAGGGAGGAGCUCUCGGCUCGGUCACAGCGCCACAGCAGCGGGGUUCCACAUCCUUGGAAAUGGACCCCUCCCCAUACCUAUCCCCACUGUGCCCAAGCCUCCACCCACCAUCCCUUUACCCAGCAGACCUGUGCCGAUGUUGCCCUAUAGACCACCAAAGAAGGACUGCUGAGCUCUUGACGUCAUGGAGUGGAUCCUCCCACCAACAGAGGGAGAUUUUCUUGAUUUGCACUAAUUACUGAGACUCUGUAAGACCUUUUGGACACUAGUAUCACAGAGUUUCUAGUGAAAGGGGGCAGACAUCACACCUCGGUGCUACGCCUCUAAAAGGUGCUUUUUUGUCUUCGCUCAGGUACCAAUGAACUAUUUAUCUAUUUAACUAUUUAACUUCAAUAUUAGCGGUCUCUGAACGGAGCACUCUGAUCAAGAGUGACUUUUCCCUGUGGAAAAGCUUAGAAAAAGAAGGAAACAUUUCUUUAGAGUAUUUCUUUUGCAUUCUUUGGUGAUUUUUAUACUUUUUUCUCAAAUGAAAUGCUGAAAUAUAUAAUGUUUUUAUAACUAGGGAAGUCGCUUGAAUAAUUGAAGCGCAAAAAAGUUUGUUUUUGGGACUAAAAUGAAGAUAAGGGAAAUGGAGCACAACUCAGCAAGUUGUCAGUGUAGCUUGUGGGCCAUAGAGCAGUGUUAUUUAUUCUGUUUUUCAUAUUUUUAUGAGGUAUUGAAUACCAAAUACAUCUUUUCUAUUCAUGUCGCCACGGUGCUACAAAGUAGAUAUUAAUCAAAUGUUUUUUCAAUUAAAUACAUGCAUUCAUAUUAAAGCCUCGGACUACACCACUUUUCAUGGGAUUAAUCCGAUCUGCUCAUUUUACAGUCUCGCAGUCAGGCUCCUUUAUUCCCUUAUAAGUAUAAGUUCACUACUCAGUCAAGUACAAAAGUACUUUUCACACGUUUCAGACUGGCUCUGACACACUGCUCGGGGCAUGUGUUGGACGCCCAACACGUUUUCCUGAUAACUGGCAGACGCUGCGGAGUCUCAACAGAUUCGACAGACUGAUUGUGUUCCAGAGAAUUACACCAACACCAAAUAAUUCAACAUUAACUCUGGUGUUUGUAUGUUUAACAUUUACGCUCACUUUGUCUCCGAGUGCGCAAGCCAAGAAGAAUGACUUCAGCGCUGGGAGCUUUCCAAUCUCCUCCUCGACUGUGUCCAACGAGAUGUUUUACCGUAUCUGUCCCUUCUUUCUGUUUUUUUUGCCUUCAUAACAUUCCUUUUGGAUUUUGUACGGUUGUGUUAUUCCUGAACUCUGAGAUUAUUCAUGCAUUCACAUCAUCAUUCAUUAGAUUCAGAGCUUGGCGUUGCACUCUGAGUUAGGCAAUUUCCUUGAUGUUAUUUGUUGUUGACUUGCUGUUACACAAGAAGGGAUUCAAACUUUACAGCGCAGUUACUUUUUCUGUGUCAAUGUUCACUUUGGCAUUUUUAUAUUUGCGGUGUACCCAAAUACAGUGCUUGUUUUCACACCAAUGCAGACCGAUUGAAGCCAGUAAAGCCCUGCAUACCUGCGUUGCAUUCGUGUACAGACGUGUGCAAAGUAACGCUUUUUCUUGAGAUGUAUUCGACAGUCAGAGUAACUGCUCUCCGCUGGAAAAUGUUUGUCAGUGCUGUGUCGAUGUUUAUACCAUUUGUAAAUCCUAAAUGUAACGUGUUUAUUUGCAUAACUGUAACAUGUUUAAAAGCCAUUGUAAAGUGUAAAUAUUGUAUGUCAGUUAUUAUCAUUUCUCUUAUUUGUUUUUGUUCUUUUUUUUUUACAAGCACAGUAAGUACUGCUUCGACGCCGUGCCCCGUUUACACUGGGUGGUGAAAACAUAGAACUUGUAGGCCACAGACAAAUGAGGGAUUUUAUUGAUGAAAUCAGAACCAAAUAAAAGUACCUUUAUGACUGUUUACAA